This is a messenger RNA of Acanthosepion pharaonis, 1974 nucleotides long. The record is from the annotation of a GenBank genome assembly. Lineage: Eukaryota; Metazoa; Mollusca; Cephalopoda; Sepiida; Sepiidae.
AUGCACCGCUGUCAGUUCAAACUUCGUUUUUUUUCCUGCAAAUCCACGUGGCUCAUUAACCAGUACUUCUCAUUUACUUCUUUUUAUUGUUUUUGUCUUAUUCAUUUAUUCUUGGUCUUACAAUUCAACUUUUCUGGAUUCUUUUUCUUCUUCGUUUUCAACGCUUACUGGCAGAUUAUCGUCCAAUUACAAUUGUUCCUUCCUUUCCUUCUAGAUCUCUCCAUGUCUUGUUCACUUGAACAACUCUUUCGUUCCUCUACAAGCCUCAUUCACAGUGUUUCAUGUCUUCCUUUCUUUCUUUCUUUUUUCUUUCUUUCUUUGAAACAGUGUCUUUCUUUCUUUCAUUCAGUCUCGUUCUUUCUUGCUUUCUUUGAACCAGUGUCUUUCUUUCUUUCUUUCUUUCAAUCAUUGUCUUUCUUUCUUUCUUUCUUUCUUUCUUUCUUUCUUUCUUUCUUUCUAUCAAUGUCUUUCUUUCUUUCUUUCUUUCUUUCUUUCAUUCAAUCAAUGUCUUUCUUUUUUGCUUUCUUUCAAUCAAUGUCUUUUUUCUUUCUCUCUUUCUUUCUUUCUUUCUUUCUUUCUUUCUUUCUUUCUUUCAAUCAAUGUCUUUCUUUCUUUCUUUCUUUCAAUCAAUGUCUUUCUUUCUUGCUUUCUUUCAAUCAGUGUCUUUCUUUCUCGAAAGCGAUUAUAGUUUUUGCGAAUACUUUACUUUCUUUCUUUCUUUCUUUCUUUCUUUCUUCCUUUCUUUAUUUUUUCUUUCUUCUUUUCAAAUUCUUCCUUUUUUCUUUCUUUAAAGCAGUGAUGGUUGUUUGCGAAUACUGUCUUUCUUUCUUUCUUUCUUUCUUUCUUUCUUUCUUUCUUUCUUUUCUUUCUUUCUUUCUUUGGAGUAUCCAUUUUCACUUUUCAUUGUCUCUUUUGUCAAGUCAUGUUAUUUUGCGUUCAUAUUUCUUUCGUAUUUUCUCGCUUUCCACUUUAUCAUUUCCUCUGGUCAUAUCUAUCUAUCUAUCUAAUUCAUUUUAUGUCUUCUAUCUAUCUAUCUAUCUAUCUAUCUAUCUAAUUCAUUUUAUGUCUUCUAUCUAUCCAUCUAUCUAUCUAUCUAUUUCGGUCUGCUCAUAUCUAUCUAUCUAUCUAUCUAUCUAUCUAUCUAUCUACCUAUCUAUCUAUCUAUCUAUCUAUCUCAUUCAUUUUAUGUCUUAUGUCUAUCUUUCUAUCUAUGUAUCUAUCUAUAUUGUUCUAAUCUAUAAAUCUAUCUCUGCAUUUUACUAUCUAUCUAUCUAUCUAUCCAUCCAUCUAUCUAUCUAUCCAUCCAUCUAUCUCCCUAUCUGUUCAUCUAUCUCAUCUGUUCAUCUAUCUAUCUAUCCAUCUAUCCAUCCAUCCAUCCCCAGUCUGUUCACUAUCCAUCUAUCCAUCCAUCCAUCCAUCUAUCCCAGUCUGUUCACAUCCAUCUAUCCAUCUAUCCAUCCAUCCAUCCAUCUAUCCAUCUAUCUAUCCCAGUCUGUUCACUAUCUCUAUCCAUCUAUCCAUCUAUCUAUCUAUCCAUCUAUCUCAGUCUGUUCACCAUCCAUCUAUCUAUCUAUCUAUCCAUCCAUCCAUCUAUCUAUCUAUCUAUCUCAGUCUGUUCACAUCAUCUAUCUAUUUCUAUCUAUCUAUCUCAGUCUGUUCACCAUCUAUCCUAUCUAUCUAUCUAUCUAUCUAUCCAUCUAUCCAUCUAUCUCAGUCUGUUCACCAUCUAUCUAUCUCUAUCUAUCUAUCUAUCUAUCUAUCUAUCUAUCUAUCUAUCUAUCUCAGUCUGUUCACUAUCUAUCUAUUUAUCUAUCUAUCUAUCUAUUCUAUCUUCAUCUAUCUAUCUAUUCACUAUCUAUCUAUCUAUCUAUCUAUCUAUCUAUCUAUCUAUCUAUCUAUCUAUCUCAGUCUGUUCAUCUAUCUAUCUAUCUAUCUAUCUAUCUAUCUAUCUAUCUAUCUAUCUCAGUCUGGUAA